AUAUUUGGGAGGGGGCAGCUUUCUGGCUUCUUUGUCCUUUUCUGAUAUAUAUUGUCUAAUUAUGUAGCUCAUUAGUAUUCAUGACUCUAUUCCCCCCCAAAAUUGUCAAAAUCAAACAAGAGUCUUAAAUUUAAAAAAAAAAACCCACAAGACUUGUUUUUAAUUAUUUGAGUCAGGGUCUCACUGUAUAGCUUUGGCUAGAUUAGAGCUUGCUAUGUAGACCAGGUUGGGCUUGAACUCAUGGAAAUCUGCCUGCUUCAGUUUCUGCUUCUGCCUCCCAAGUGCUGAGAUUAAAGCCAUGCGCCACAUCCAAGUUGCUGCAAGCAGGGAACAAGAAUUACUUUACAGCUUCCAUCCAACAUUAGUUUUCUGUGCUCAGGGCUGAAUAAAUUACGUGGGCAUCACAAAGUAACUACUCAGUAAUACCAAUUUAUGUGUCUCCACCAGUGUCUCCUUGCAUUCCACAAGUUUUCAGUAAUUAUUAGAGGUCAGAAGUAAAGGAGGACAUAGGGAUAGAGGGAUUAAUCCAGCCUUUGUCUGAGCAGCCUUUUCUCUAUAGUAUUUUGGUGGGGGGCGGGGGACGGAGAAGAAAACCCUUCAGAAAUCAGAGCUAUUCUGGAAAGAUUCAUCAUUAAAGGGAGACAAUGAAGAUGGAAAUCACCCAUAGCAGCCAGAGGGUAGCUUUUUGGUGACUCCCUUGCCAGCAGCUUUUACUGCAUCCACAGAUCCAGACAACAGAUAAUUAGAAUUCAGGGGGAGGAGGAACUCGAAGAAUCUUGUAAACUUGUUCCUGAAAGUUUAUCAGUCCUGGGUUUGGACCACAGGGACACCAGUUCUACAAUCCCACCGCCCUGCGUCCUCAGCUCAUGUCCCUGUCAAGUACUAAACAAAGCCCAAAUCACAUCAAAAAGCAUCUUUAUCCACCCCAAGCUCCUCCACCAAGGCCAAGAAGGUCCCACAUUGGACAAAGUUCUUUGGGUGGGAAGGAUGACUGAAUUGUUCCCAUACUGCCUUUUCCUUGCUUCCAGAACCUCUCUGCAUGGAGCUGUCACCCGGAUGGCAAGUUGUCAUUGCAGAGUAACAAUGUCCUUGAAGAAAACAAUGACUGAUCUAUACCUGCAACUCAUGUGACCUUUUCCCAAGCAGAACUCCCAACAGAGAGCCCUGCUCCCUCUGGCCACGCCCACCGUGAGUCUCUGAGCUUUAACAAGUCAAGAGCUACAUCCCAAACCCUUCUGAAACCUGAUUUUUGGAUGCAGUUUAAAGGAGAAAUCUCUUGGCACUGAGGAUUUCCAUCACAGCGUUUAUCAAUUGUAAGUGAUACCUUUUGGACUGUGAGUCUCUUGCAGGUAGAAGUCACAUCCACAGGACCCAGCAGUGUACCAGGCACACAGUGGGUGGUCAACCAACUUUUGUGUGAACCCUAGACUUGUGAUUCCUUCAAAUACAACAUUCAUUUAGAUAACUGUCCACGUCUAGCCUGUAAUGUGUAAAUAAAUGUUUACAUUCAUAGACACAGAGGCCCUCUAGAUUAGCAUUACAAACUUUAACCCAGGGGCGGUGGUCUCUCUUUGCUUUGAGAACGCACCAAAUUCAUCCCGUGAAUGCAGGCUGGAUACAGAGUAUGCCCAGAGGAUACCAGGUACCCCUGAUGCAUCGACUCUCAUGAUUGCAGGAGGGGAUUUCAUUCUAGAGAAACGAACAGAGACUGGACAUGCACAGCAGUCCUUUAGUUUUUCCCACAACCAGGAGAACCACAUGGGGAGCUCCGGUAUUCUUCGACCUCUGAGGCCGCCCUGUGACAGGCACAUCGGAUCUACUGAAACACCUCUAAAACUUGGCACACUAGCAGAGGCAGGCCACAGGCCACCCUCUGCCUUCUCUGCUUCCUGAUCAGCUCAAUGACAUUCUGCAAAGAACAACUCACUUAACUGGAAGCGACUUUCACCAGCGUGUGCCCUGUGGUCUGGCGGGUCCUCACUCUUGAAAUCAGAGGGCCAAACCGGUUCUUCCUUGACUCCAAGUGUGCUUUUCUUCCUUUCCCAAGUCAGCGUUUCUAUCUGACACAGUUAGGCAGGGUGUUCCUGCAAGGGACCUGGACAAGGGCUGAGUCCUAAGUGCUAAAAUACAUGGCCAGGGGCACCCAGCUAUUUUCUUCAAUACUAAAGGAUGGACGACUUGUCUGCUCUGGCUGGAGAAAGUGAGAAUGCACCACCUUCCCCCUUUUAAAAUCCAAAGCCCAGACUUCCCUUGGGGGCGAGUCCUCUACCUGGCCCCCUCAACUGGAAGGAAAGAGGAAGUAUUUUCGUUGGUCCCAGGCUCUCCAGGGACGCCGCCCAGCUAGCACCCACGGAUCCGAGCCCAGGAUGUGCAGCCAGACCCAGGGCGGCCCCGCCCCUACACGAACUUGACCGCACCCUCUUUCCCGGCGCGGCCAGGCCUGACGUCACAAGGCACCCAGCCGCCAGCACCCCGCGGUGCGCACCCUGCGCCCCGACCGGUCCCCCGUUGUCUCCGCUGCUCUCCCGACGCUCACCGCCAGGCGCGCGCGCGCGCGUGCCCGCCCACCCGCCCGCCCGCCUCCCUCCCUGUCCCCGUCCCCAUCCCCGUCCCCGCCAGCAAAACACCGCUGAAGAUGGCGAGCCCGGCGCCCGAGGAGCACGCCACACAAGGAUGCCCGGCUACCGAGGAGCAGCCGCCGCGGCCUGGAGUUCCCGGAGAGGAAGCAGGGCCAGAGGGCGCGGGGCCGCAGGUGGAGGAGGCCGCCGGGAGGGUGGCCGCCGCCCUGACCUGGCUGCUCGGGGAACCCGUGCUGUGGCUGGGCUGGCGCGCAGACGAGCUCCUGAGCUGGAAGAGGCCGCUGCGCAGCCUGCUCACCUUCCUGGGUGCCAACCUGCUGUUCUGGUUCCUUGCCUUGACUCCUUGGAGAGUGUAUCACCUCAUUUCCGUCAUGAUUCUUGGGCGUGUUAUCAUGCAGAUCAUCAAGGAAAUGGUUUUGUCCAGGACAAGAGGUGCCCAGCUGUGGAGAAGCCUCACUGAAAGCUGGGAAGUCAUCAAUUCCAAGCCAGAUGAAAGAGCCAGACUGAGCCAGUGCAUUGCAGAAUCAUGGAUGAAUUUCAGCAUGUUUCUUCAAGAAAUGUCUCUUUUUAAACAGCAGAGUCCUGGCAAGUUUUGCCUCCUGGUCUGCAGUGUGUGCACAUUUUUUACAAUCUUGGGAAGUUACAUUCCUGGGGUCAUACUCAGCUACCUUCUGUUACUGUUUGCUUUUUUGUGUCCACUGUUUAAAUGUAAUGAUAUUGGACAAAAAAUAUACAGCAAAGUCAAGUCCAUUCUAUUAAAACUAGAUUUUGGAAUUGGAGAAUAUAUUAACCAGAAGAAACAAGCAGAUAAAGAAAAAAGUCACAAGGAUGACAGUGAAUUAGACUUUUCAGCUCUUUGUCCUAAGAUUAGCCUCACAGUUGCUGCCAAAGAGUUAUCUGUGUCAGACACAGAUGUGUCAGAAGUCUCUUGGACUGACAAUGGGACCUUCAACCUUUCAGAGGGGUACACUCCGCAGACAGACACUUCUGACGAUCUUGACCGGCCCAGUGAGGAAGUUUUCUCUCGAGAUCUUUCAGAUUUUCCAUCUCUGGAAAAUGGGACGGGAACAAAUGAUGAAGAUGAAUUAAGCCUGGGCUUACCCACAGAGCUCAAGAGAAAGAAGCAGCAGUUGGAUAGUGCUCACAGACCAAGCAAAGAACGGCAGUCGGCAGCUGGCCUCUCACUUCCUCUCAAGAGCGACCAAGCCCUUCACUUGAUGAGCAACCUGGCUGGGGAUGUCAUCACAGCCGCCAUGACGGCUGCCAUCAAAGACCAGCUAGAAGGAGCCCGGCAGGCACUCACUCAGGUGGCGCCCACUGCGGGAGAGGACACAGACACUGAGGAGGGGGAUGACUUUGAACUACUUGACCAGGCAGAGCUAGAUCAAAUUGAGAGUGAGCUGGGACUAACACAAGACCAAGGGGCAGAAGCCCAGCAAAGUAAGAAAUCCUCAGGCUUCCUCUCCAAUCUGCUUGGAGGCCAUUAACCGGGAAUCACCUGGCAGCCAGCGAAGCACAGAUAAACCACCCAAAAAGUUCAAACAAGCAGGGGGAAAAAAUGGAAAAAAAAUGGAAUUGUAAGCUUUAAUUACUUUAGUUUUUUUUUCUUUUGUUUUGUUUUCUUUUCCCUUCUAUAGUGAGUUGGAUGUGUAUCAGUUGAUAAUGAUAGACUGACAUUUCUGAUAGUUAUUUUUCUGUAAUAAGCAUGGAAAUGAACUUUAUAGUUACAUAUAUACAUACUGUGGUGUCCUAAGUGCUUAGGGGCUGUUUGUAAAGUGAAGAGAAAAAAAAAAAAACCAAAAACACCAACCCCCAUCAAACUAUUAAGGUCUUUCUAUAAGUAUUCUUUUUCGUUAUAAUUCCCAAGCAUGCAGAGAUUUAUCAUAACUUGCUAAAAAGUGACAGCUGUGAGCACAUGCUGCAGCAGCCCCUUCGUUAUCAUCUCAGAAGCAGUCCAUCAAAUCCUGACAGAUGUUAAUGUCAAAAGGAGAACGUAUCCAAACGUUUGUAGUUGAAGGGCUAUGGACAUGCUGUCAAAAUUAAUUUUCUAGGAAAACCUUUAAAAAUAAGUACUACCUAUAGGCUGAAAUAUUUCCAUGUUACUUCUACAGUUGUAGACAUAGGCUUACUUGUCGAGUGGCAUGCUCCACUGACUGCCACAUCUAGUCUUGAAAAGAGGUGGUACUGACCCACAGGAAGCAGGCAGUUAUGUAUCUCUUAGUGAUGCUCUUGCAAUGUUUGCAAUGGUAAGUGCACACUAUUUUGCACACUCAGAUGUAAGCAAACCCCGAUGUUUCUGUAUUGUGUUAUCGUCUCCUAGGAUUGUAAAACUAGCUACUGGUAUGGCCAUGAGUGAUGUGGUCAUUGGUGAUGAAAAACUACUUCUGUUUUUUUCAGUUUACAAAUGCAGAACAGAGAAGCUUGCUUGAACUUGAAAGUGUAUACUCUGCCACUGCAGUCUCAAUAUGUAAUCCGUUUCUUACUGGGAAUCUAGACCAUGCUUUUUCCUUUAAACUGUCUUUUCAUCACCUUUACGUAAUCAAAUUUGACUUACAGUGGAAACCAAGAUAGUUGUUUUUGCGAAACAAUCUUUUAGUAAGACUGAGGGACCAUGUCAGCAACUAUCUUAAAUCUUCAGUUAUAGCUGGCAUUUCCACACAGACAUGCAAGACCCUGACAAAGGAAGGGGUAAUAAUAUAAGACUAUAGAAAUCUGUGUUUCAGUUUCAUCUCUUUUAUUUCUAAAGAAUAAUUACAGGUAACUUGAUCUUUUAAUGUACCAUCUCCUAUUUAUUUAUUGUUUUCUUUCUGAGGUAUUAAAAUAUCUAGACUGAAUUUUGCCAAAUGUAAGAGGGAGAAAGUUCCUGAAGACUCUGACUACUUGCUUAUUUUUGAUUGACCUUCUAUGCUUAUGUCAUUAGUGCCUCACAACGUGUUUGAUGUCCUUUAUUGAUACAAAGUGAGCCUGUGCCUUCAUUUUCUUGCCCAUUUUGGUACCAAUGUAAAUUUGUGUUAGAAAAUCUUGAAACUCUGUGAGUCUGGGAAGAAUAUAUCUGAAUCCUAUUCAAUACAUUUGCUGGAUGUGAAGAAAAAUACAGCCACAUAUUUAUAAAACAGUUGUUACCAGUA
Molecule: messenger RNA, 5707 nt
Organism: Mus musculus (house mouse)
Lineage: Eukaryota; Metazoa; Chordata; Mammalia; Rodentia; Muridae
Gene: Retreg1
Product: reticulophagy regulator 1
Exons: 9
Coding region: 2636-4066 (476 amino acids)
Biological process (GO): negative regulation of neuron apoptotic process; substrate localization to autophagosome; reticulophagy
Cellular component (GO): Golgi apparatus; endoplasmic reticulum membrane; endoplasmic reticulum
Source: RefSeq, a predicted model, not a curated record